AUGGGCGGAGCCGCUCGGCUCCCCCAGCCAAUGGCGGCGCGCUUCCGGCAGCGCCGCGCGGGCGGCCGGAAUAAAAGGCCCCGGGAAGCGCACGAUGCAGCUAAGAUAACUCAAUCGGGCCGUGGCGCGCCGGAGGCUCCCGCUUGGCUGGACUACAAGACGCUGAAGCCGGGCAUGGCGCUGAACCUGUCCGCCGAGCCUUUCCGCGGCCUCAAGUCCCAGCUGCCGCACCACCUCCGCGGCCAGGAGGACGGCGGCCCCGCCGGCUACUUCGCCGCCUCCCUCCCGCAGCAGCAGGCGGCGGCGGCGGCGGCCGAGGGCGGCAGCGCCUCGCUCAAGCUGGCCGCGCCGGAGCUGGAGCGCCUCAUCAUCCAGAACGGCAGCGGCGUGAUCACCACCCCGACGCCGGGGGGGCAGUACUACUUCCCGCGGGGGGCCACCGAGGAGCAGGAGGGCUUCGCCGACGGCUUCGUCAAGGCGCUGGACGACCUGCACAAGAUGAACCACAUGCCGCCGCCCAACGUCUCGCUGGGGGCGGCGGGGGCGGCGGCAGGGGCCCCCUCCCCGGCCGGCUACGGCGGCGCCUCCUCGUCGCUGCCCCAGGAGCCGCCGCCCGUCUACACCAACCUGACCAGCUACAGCCCGGGCGGCGGCGGCGGCUUCCCCAGCGCCAACCUCAGCUACCUGCCGCAGCCCCACGCCGCCGCCCACCUGCCGCGGGGCUUCAAGGAGGAGCCGCAGACGGUGCCCGACGGGCAGAGCCCGCCCGUGUCGCCCAUCAACAUGGAGGACCAGGAGCGCAUCAAGGUGGAGCGGAAGCGGCUGCGCAACCGCCUGGCCGCCACCAAGUGCCGGAAGAGGAAGCUGGAGCGCAUCGCCCGCCUCGAGGACAAGGUGAAGAGCCUCAAGAGCGAGAACGCCGGCCUCGCCUCCACCGCCGGCGCCCUCCGCGACCAGGUGGCCCAGCUGAAGCACAAGGUCAUGAGCCACGUCAACCGCGGCUGCCAGCUCCUGCUCACCGCCAAGAUGCAGCAGUCCUUCUGA
Euleptes europaea (tarantolino) is the source of this 1044-nucleotide messenger RNA. It is a transcript of the gene JUNB, whose product is annotated as JunB proto-oncogene, AP-1 transcription factor subunit. The record is from RefSeq and is a predicted model, not a curated record. Lineage: Eukaryota; Metazoa; Chordata; Lepidosauria; Squamata; Sphaerodactylidae. Gene Ontology annotation, molecular function: transcription factor binding; RNA polymerase II cis-regulatory region sequence-specific DNA binding; DNA-binding transcription factor activity, RNA polymerase II-specific. Gene Ontology annotation, biological process: regulation of cell cycle; regulation of transcription by RNA polymerase II; regulation of cell population proliferation. Gene Ontology annotation, cellular component: transcription regulator complex.